CUCGACCUUGUAUCGGGCCAUGUAUACAAAUUUUUCCAAAUUUUCAGUGAAAUUUCUUGAUUUUUUAGGUUUUCAUCGGAAGGUAUAUCAAGCUCUUUCUUGUUGAUCAUGUCUACAGACAAUGCUGUGCUGGACAAACUGAAACUGCGAGCAGACCAAGCAGAUCAGAUUAUCGUGAGGCUGAGAAGCCAGCUGGAGAAUGUCCGCAAGUCUCAUGCUAGAAACCUUUGCCGCCAAGAAGAAGAGAAAAUAAAAGUUGAAAAUUCGAAAUUACGCGAUGAAGUUGAAGGCUUGAAGCAGCGACUUACAAAUCUGGAAUACAGAAAUGGAGAGAAACAGAUCCCAAUGCCGUCCGGAUCAUCACCAGCCACUCCCAUCGCUCAGUAUACCAAAACUCCACCUGUUAUGGACAAGAAGAACCUUGAGCAAAGCAAUGGAAGUUCGGCUAAGGCGAGUAAGAAGACAAAAGAACCGAAGCCACAGAAAGAUGGAGGCAAGAAAACUGCUGGUGCUGAUGACGACAAACCUAUCGAUGUUUCAAGGUUGAAUCUGAAGGUCGGGGAAAUCAUUGACGUGAAACCGCACCCAGAUGCUGAUACGCUCUACAUGGAAACAGUCAAUGUCGGAGAAGAGAAACCAAGGACGAUUCUUAGUGGUCUUGUCAAACAUAUACCUAUAGAACAGAUGCGAAACAGAAAGGCUAUUUUCAUGUGCAAUCUAAAACCAGCCAAGAUGCGAGGUAUCAUGUCUGAGGGUAUGAUCAUGUGUGCUAGUACUCCAGAAAAGGUGGAGAUCUUAGAUGUGCCUGAGGGCUGUGUUCCUGGAGAUAGAGUGACAUUCGAGAGCUUCCCAGGUGAACCAGAUGCAAUGCUCAACCCGAAGAAAAAGAUCUGGGAACAAGUGGCCCCGGACCUGAAGGUCGAUGAAAAUAGUGUUGCGACGUACAAGGGAGCACCAUUCACCAUCGCAGGGAAAGGAAUAUGUGUAGCGCCGUCUCUAAAAAAUGUCCAGAUAAAAUAGGAAAUGUGCUACUUUCAAUGGAAUUGUCUUUCAAAAUUAUUAAUGAGAAAUAUAUUAUGAUAUAAACCCUA
Molecule: messenger RNA, 1091 nt
Organism: Lineus longissimus
Lineage: Eukaryota; Metazoa; Nemertea; Pilidiophora; Heteronemertea; Lineidae
Product: aminoacyl tRNA synthase complex-interacting multifunctional protein 1-like
Exons: 7
Coding region: 109-1020 (303 amino acids)
Molecular function (GO): tRNA binding
Source: RefSeq, a predicted model, not a curated record